GGUGCGCAAUGCUGGACUGAAUGGUCGCCUUGUACGGUCACAUGUCACAGUAAGGGAAUGGCCGAGGGAUAUGCGAAGCGAUGGCGAGUGUGGAAUUGUGAACAGGAACUGAUUCGAUAUGUGAGUCCAGGAAACGACACAAGUGCCGAGGAAAGGAUUGCAGCUUUUCGAUCAUGUGAACACGAAGUAUGCGCUGCGAUCUCAUUUAAGUACUCUCCGUGA
Messenger RNA from Anisakis simplex (herring worm), 222 nucleotides. The record is from the annotation of a GenBank genome assembly. Lineage: Eukaryota; Metazoa; Nematoda; Chromadorea; Rhabditida; Anisakidae.